CCUGCCCUGCACAUCACUGUCCGCUCUCUCUGCAUACGGCCUGCAGUCAGUUGGUCUGGAAGUUCGUGCUCCUCCGGUGCACUCUGCUCAACUUGCCCCGCUGCAAAGCUCUAUCUCCGGUGUGUAGACAUGGCACCGCCACCUGUGCUGCUAAUGCUCGCGGUCGUCAUCUCAUCAGCGCUCGUGCAAUCUUCAUCACUCGAUGGAACUGUUUUUGCAGUGACUGUGAGCUCCCAGGUGAGAGGAGGGAAACAGGAGACCCUGUGUGCUCACAUCGACGGCCCAACGAUGCCCAUCAAAUUGACCAUCACCCUCGAGAUCGGCCCUGGCAAAACCACCAUACUCGAGCAGGCUGUUGACAAGGACUUCUAUCGCUGCUUAAACUUCCAGGUCCCCACAGUGCAUCACAGAACUGUGGCAUCCAUUAAUGUCACUAUUACGGGUGAGGGUGUCUCGAUGAGCAAGAUAACCAAAAUCAUGAUUGAGCGUCCUGCUUUCAUCCACAUCAUCCAGACUGAUAAACCCAUCUACAAACCUGGACAGAAAGUCCAAUUCCGAAUCGUCUCGAUGGAUUCCAAUUUCAUUCCUGUAGCCCGACUGUACAAAGUGGUGGAGCUCCAGGAUCCCAAUUCAAAUCGCAUUGCUCAGUGGUUGGAUAGGAACCUUGUUAGCGGUAUCCUUGAUAUUUCCCACCCCAUGAUUCCUGAGGCGGUUCAGGGAAGCUAUGUGAUCACUGCCACAACGGACCAAGGAGAGAAAAUAUCCCACAGUUUCGACAUCAAGGAAUACGUUUUGCCAAAAUAUGAGGUAAAGGUUGAACUACCCAAUGUGAUCUCCAUCCUGGACAAGGAGGCAACGCUAAAGAUUUGUGGAAAAUACACCUAUGGGAAACCAGUUGUUGGUUCAGUCAAGGCAGUUUUUUGCAAAAUUGCAAUGUUCUGGUAUAUAAGGGGAAAAGAAAAUGAUAUCUGCAAAACUUAUGAACUGACGACUGACAAAGCUGGCUGUGCUACACAAACUGUGAACUUGGAAGUGUUUCAACUCAACGGGAUCAUGAACUAUGUCAGCUUUGAGUUGAAUGCAGAAUUGGAGGAGUACGGCACAGGAGUCAUUCUUACAGGCACUGGGCGCACCAGCUUCAGCGCUAUUGUCAGAACUGUCACCUUCGAGGACGUACCUGAAGCAUACAUGCCUGGCAUCUUGUUCGAGGGAAAGGUCAAAGUGAUUGGUCCAGACAACAAAGCUGUCACCAAUGAGGCCGUGUAUGUGUCUGCUGGCAACUCUCAAGCAGUCAAGCUGACUACAGGCACGAAUGGAAAGGCUUCGUUUUCUUUUGACACCGCCCUCUGGAAGGACAAUGUGAAUCUACAGGCGCGAUCCAGAGAGACGGAAGUGAAUGAGCCGAAUCUGCCAGGCGUGCGCAAACCAGAGUACUGGGCUGCAUACCACAACGUCAUAGCAUUUUACUCCAAGAGCAGUAGUUUCCUGAAACUCAUGCAGGUGAACGGGAAGCUGGCUUGUGACAAAGACGCAACGGUGCGUGUUCAGUACAUCAUCGAGGGGACGGAGCUGAAGAACGACCAGGAGAUCCUCCAAAUCUUUUACCUGGUGAUGUCCAGGGGUGGAAUUGUUCAGCAUGGCAGUCUCCCAGUUGCUGUUCAACCGUAUAUUGUCAACAAAGGAGAGUUGUCUGUGCCACUGCGUCAGGUUACAAACCUGGCACCUUUUGCCCAGGUGGUCGUUUAUACUGUGAUGCCCAAAGGGGAGCUUGUGGCCGAUAGCAUGGACUUCCCAAUCAGUCUCUGCCUCAAUAACAAGGUGUCUCUGAGGUUCUCCUCUCUCCAGGAGCUUCCAGCAGAGAAGACCACGCUCACCCUGCAGGCUCACCCAGGCUCCAUGUGCUCCGUCAGAGCCAUCGACCAGAGCGUCCUGCUGCUGCAGAAAGAGCAGGAACUCACUGUUGACUCGGUGUACAGCCGGUUGCCUGUGCAAAAGCUCUCAGGAUACAGCUAUGAGGUUGCAGACGCUGAGUCCAAUCCCUGCAAGUUUCUGCCAGUACCAGGGCUUGGAAUCAGGAGCUUUGGUAGUCGCCCAUUCUACUUUCCAGGGGACGAUCAGAAGAAUGACGUCUACAACAUUUUUAAAGGAAUCGGGAUCAAAAUUGUGACCAACUCCGAUAUUAGAAAACCUUAUGACUGCUAUCCAUGGCGCUAUUACGAGAAGCUAGACUCUCCGAUAGUCAUGGCCAUGCCACAAAGUCCAGGUGGUGAAGAAGAGCAGAAGAAAGAGACUCUCAGGACAUUCUUCCCUGAAACCUGGAUCUGGGACCUAGUUUCUGUGGGAUACAGUGGCUCAGUGAACGUGGAGAAGACGGUCCCUGACACCAUCACUAAGUGGGCAGCUGGAGCGUUCUGCGUCUCAUCUGUGGGCUUCGGCGUGGCGCCCAACGUGGCGCUUGUCGCCUUCCAGCCGUUCUUUGUCAGUCUCACCCUGCCCUACUCGGUCAUCCGAGGGGAGGUGUUUACACUUAAAGCAACAGUCUUCAACUAUCUCUCCAAGUGCAUUAUGGUUAAAACCACUCUGGCUGAUUCCGACCAGUACACCUCCAGAAACUGCGACGGCUGCCAGUACAGUAUGUGUUUGUGCGGGGAGGAGAGCAGGACUUUCUCGUGGAUUGUAACUCCAACCACCCUAGGUCAGGUGGAUCUGAAGGUCAGCGCUGAAGCCAUGAAGACUAACAUACGGUGUGACAACAAGGUGGCAACUGUCCCCGACAUGGGCAGCAUCGACACGGUGGUCCGCACCCUGCUGGUGGAGGCUGAAGGAACACCACAGAUGGUCAGUCAUAACGCUCUCCUCUGUCCUGCAGAGGGGACUGUGGAGAAGAAGAUUUCCCUUCUGUUGCCCGAGAUGUUUGUGGCUGGAUCCGCCAGGGCCUCUGUCUCUGUACUGGGGGACCUGAUGGGCCGGGCCAUGAAGAACCUGGACAAGCUCCUGGCCAUGCCGUACGGCUGCGGGGAGCAGAACAUGCUGCUGUUUGCGCCCAACAUCUUCAUCCUCAACUACCUGAAAAGCACAGAACAGCUGACCAAGGACAUUCAGGACAAAGCCACACGCUUCCUAGAGAGCGGAUAUCAGAGGGAGCUUACCUACAAGCACGACGACGGCUCCUACAGCGCCUUCGGAAAUAGCGAUAAGUCUGGAAACACCUGGCUGACCUCUUUCGUGAUGAAGUCCUUUGGCGGGGCAAAACCGUACAUCUUUGUGGAAGACAAGCGCAUUCAAGAAGCCCGGAGCUGGCUCUCCAAACUCCAGCGGCCUGACGGCUGCAUCCAAUCUGUGGGGAAACUCUUCCACAACGGCAUGAAGGGAGGAGUGAGUGACGAUGUGUCUCUGACGGCCUACAUCACAGCUGCCAUGCUGGAGCUCGACACAAACACCUUGGACCCCGUGGUGCAGAGGUGCCUGAGCUGUCUGAAGGCAUCAGUGGACUCCGAGCUAGAAGAAAACCUGUACACCACCGCGCUGCUGUCCUACACCUUCACUCUGGCUGGAGACGAGGAGAUGAGGAUCAAACUCAUCACUUACCUGAACCAGAAGUCCAACACGCAGGGCGGCUCCCGUCACUGGGAGAGAGCCGGGGCUUCUGGGAAAGGCCUGGACUCUCUGGAGGUGGAGAUGACCUCCUACGUCCUGCUGGCUCUGCUCUCCGGUCCGGCCCUGCCAGACUUCGGCCUGGGUUACUCCUCCAGCAUCGUGCGCUGGCUGGUCCAGCAGCAGAACCCGUACGGGGGCUUCUCUUCCACACAGGACACGGUGGUGGCCCUCCAGGCCCUGGCUAAGUACGGCGCGGCCACCUACAGACCGGAGGGCAACACGGCGGUGACUGUGACCUCGCUGGGAGGCCUGAACACAGAGUUCAGGGUGGAUCAGAGCAACAGGCUGCUGUACCAGGAGCAGAAGCUGAGCGAGGUCCCCGGAGAAUACACCAUCAGGGCCCAGGGCCAGAGCUGCGUCCUGGCACAGAUUUCCAUGCACUACAACAUCCCCCCUCCCCCCGACUUCUCUGCCUUCAGCAUCACCACCAACACCAAGACCAAGUGCAACAUCAACAGGCCCCAGCUCAUCCUCUUUGUGCAUGUCAGGUACCAGGGCAGGAGAGAGGAAACCAACAUGGUGAUCAUCAACAUCAAGCUGCUGUCUGGAUACAUUCUGGAUAAGAGCUCCCUGGAGCUGCUGAAGAGCGACCGCUCAGUGAAGCGUGUGGAUCUGGACGAAGGAUACAUCAACAUCUACUUAGACGGGUUGAAAAAGGAUGAGACGCUGAUAUACAGUGUGACACUGGAGGAGGAUGUUCCUGUCGGGAAUCUGAAACCAGCUGUGGUCAAAGUCUACGAUUACUACCAGACAAGUGAUGAGGCGGUCACUGAGUACAGCUCCCCCUGUGCAGAGUGACGUCAUCAACAAGCUGUAACUCACUUGGCAGAAUCAAUGCGUCGGAGAAAGAAACUUGUAGACGUUCAUUUUUUUCUUAGACUGUCUUCAUUUGUUUUUACUCCUUUUUAUUUUCUUUUUUGUUUCUACUUGCCGAUCCAUUGUCCUGUAACUGUUGUUAAUGAAGCAAUAAUCAGUCUCUCCUGGACACUGGAACCUACACAUUAAAACCCGCUGAGGUGAAGAAAAGCAGACAGAGAUAUUGUGUAACAGUUCUGUUUUUAAUAAUAAUAAUACAUUUAAUUUCCAAGCGCUUUUUCAGGUGCUCAAAGACGCUUUACAGUGGUGAUAAAACGAGAUAUAAUAGAAUACAAAAUUAUUAAAACAGCAACACAUAUUAUAAUAGAAUAACAAAAAUAUUAAAACAGCAACACAUAUUAUAAUAGAAUAACAAAAAUAUUAAAACAGCAACACAACAUAAUUCACAAAUUAAAAGCCAGUCUGAAGAGGUGUGUUUUGGUCGGUGUUUUGAAGGUGGGGGGGGGGUCGAUGCAGUCUCUGAUGUGUUGUGGAAGGGAGUUCCAGAGGGUGGGGGCAGCGAUGGAGAAGGCUCUGUCCCCCCAGGUUCGGAGCUUGGUUCGUGUGGGGAUAGAAAGGAGGUUCGCUUCUGCUGAACGAAGGCUGCGGGAAGGGGUUUGGUGGUGGAUCAGGUCGGUGAGGUAGGGGACUUUGUGUGUUAGCAGAAGGAUUUUGAAGUGUAUUCGUUGACGGACAGGGAGCCAGUGCAGGUUUUGAAGGACGGGAGUGAUGUGGUCUCUGGAGCGGGUGUGGGUGAGGAGGGGCUGCGCAGUUCUGGAUAUAUUGCAGUUUAUUUAGAAUGUUGGAUGAUGAGCCAUACAGGAUGCUGUUACAGUAGUCCAGUAUUGAAGUGAUGAAUGCGUGGAUGAGGGUUUCAGCAGCCGGGAAGGAGAGUGAGGGGCGGAGGAUGGAAGAAGGCAGUCCUGGUGAUGUGGUUUAUGUGUUUAUCGAAUUUGAGCUGGCUGUCAAAAAUUACUCCAAGGUUGCGAAUGUGAGGAGAGGGGGUUAGUGUGGCGUUGUCAAGGGUGAGGUUGAAGUUCUGGGUGGUGUUGGUGCGGGAUGUGGGUCCGAUUAUGAUAAUAUCUGAUUUGUCGCUGUUCAGUUGAAGGUAGUUUGUUUGCAUCCAGGAUUUAAUUUCUGAGAGACAGUUGUUGGUGAGUGUGGUGUGUUAUACUGUGUGUUCUGCUGUACCAGUAAAUAAAAAAAGAUAGAUUGAUACAUCACUACCAUACAAUUUGCAAUGUAACUGACCAACAAUAAAAUUUCUAAAAUGACAAAAAUAAGUACAAAUUGUCUUUUUCACUGUUUCAUUUCAAAAUUAAUCCUCUUUACAGUAUAUUGAGUUUCCUUUCUUCUCGACAUAGAUUACAACAGUAAUGUGUAUACCAGCUACUAUCAACAGACAUGAUUUAACAGCCUUGCCAGAGUUGAAUAGUUUGGUUUGCACGUGUUAAUUGUGCAGUGUGUGUACGGAAGCCUAGAGACAACUUCUU
Messenger RNA from Trematomus bernacchii (emerald rockcod), 6005 nucleotides. Its product is annotated as alpha-2-macroglobulin-like protein 1. The transcript has 36 exons. Gene Ontology annotation, molecular function: endopeptidase inhibitor activity. Gene Ontology annotation, cellular component: extracellular region. Lineage: Eukaryota; Metazoa; Chordata; Actinopteri; Perciformes; Nototheniidae. Bases 130 to 4455 code for a protein of 1441 amino acids. The record is from RefSeq and is a predicted model, not a curated record.